AAAUGACAAUUAUACACAAGAAUGUCAUUGUUUUGCUUAUAUUUUAGAGUAAAAUCUACUUUCAUUGAAGUAUUAAAAGACGUAAACUAUUUAAAUAAUGACAAGAAACGUGUCUUAUACUGCUUAUAUCCACUAACAGUUGUAUUUUCUUUAAUUCCUCGCAUCAUGGACCCUAGUCCUUUGUACUUUGGUAUGUUUACCAUCACCAACAAAUCUAUCGAUAUUUAAACCUCUCUGUUAAUCUGGAUUUACGAAAGAAUAAUCGAAGUGGCCCAAUCACCAAUGGAUUUAAAACUACACUGGAAUACACGUACUUUAAAAUGGACACAUAUCAGAUACCGUACGUGAGAAUAGCAUUAUUUCUGGCUGUCACAAUUCCCUCAGUCCUAUCCCAGUGUAACACACCAGUACACCUGUAUGCCCACCAUGGAACGUCCGAGACCAUCACGUCUCCAAACUACCCGUUUAACUAUCCCAGCUCCAGUGACUGUCAAUGGCUGAUACAAGCAGAGUCCUCCUCCUCUACUAUAGGCGUGGUCUUCUCCUUUAUCAACACAGAGUCCUUCUUCGACAAAAUCCGGAUCUACGAUAGCAACACACCCGGGGCAAACUUGUUGACUACCAUAUUUGGAAGUACUACUAAUCGUUACUACGAAAGCACCGGUGAAUACUUAUAUAUUAGGUUUACAUCGGACAAUGCAGUUGAAAAAUCCGGAUUUUCUCUACAAUACUUUAGCCUUUUCUCCACAGUCAUUGGCCAGAGACAAGGCCUACCGUGCUACGCCCUGAGUAACCGCCAUACCAUCACACUGACAGUUACUCUCAGCAUCCAGCAGACACUGUCCACUUUUCCGGAUCCCUACUCAGGGAAUGACUACUGUUACUGGCUUGUAGACACAGGGGCCGGAAACUUUUUAAAUAUCAGCAUUCUGGUAACCGAUGACGAAUACGGGACGAACCCCGGAGGACUUACCGUUUAUGAUGGUAAUUCUGCUUCCGCUACAGCUUUGGGUACCGUAUCUGAUAAAUCCCAAACAGAAUCCGGUUCCGUUGUCUUGGGAACCAGUCAACAGUACGCCUUCUUUGUUUACCACAGACAAAGUAUUAGCCAGUACCGAGGCUUCUUACUAAGUUUCAACAAAGUGGGGUCUCCACCUGCACAAGUUGCCCCGCCCCCUACAAUAAGUCCUUCUGUGGUCAACAAUACAUGUGGAAACGAGCUGCUAUCGUCGGACAACAUUACCAACUACGUCACUUCCCCCAACUACCCGCUUGACUACAACAGCCAUUCCUCUUGCGUAUGGACCAUACGAUCGACCAAUGAGAGUAUGGUCAUUCAGUUGACGUUUGAGGCAAUAGACAUGGAAAGCUGUUGUGAUUUCCUAUACGUAUAUGACGGAGAAACUGCUGAUUAUACUCUUCUUGGAACGAUCACGGGAAAUUAUUAUAACUCGUCAGGACUUCCAGUAUAUCGCUCAACCGGAAGUGCCUUAAGACUGCAUUUCGUUAGUGAUGAGAGAACGCAGCAAACUGGAUUCAAAGUUGGAUUUCUAUCUAUACCUCCAGAGAUCCCAUCAUGUGUUGAUCAAGCGACUACCACAAUAUUAAAUGCCUCAUACUCAGUCCAGACUUUUGAAUCUCAUCCCGAGUUUUCAACGUCGCAGAACUAUAAUAACUCCUACGAAAUAUCCUGGUUGAUUGUAAAACCCAAGGAAUCUGACAUUCUCUCACUCCAGUUUACAGUAUUCAACUUGGAAUAUAGUAUGAAUUGCGUUUUUGACAACGUUACCAUAUACAAAGGAGCUUGUUCAUCUGAUCCAUUGGCCAAAACGAUGUGUGGAUCUCUGGGAGAUAGCUUUACUUAUUCUAUGGGGAAGUUUCUGCUCGUCCGGUUUAAGACAGACAUAUCUGUUACGGACAGAGGCUUCAGUAUAUCAUACGUCUUGUUGAAUUCUACAUCGACAGACGAUACAUCUUCUUCCGGUUUGCCUGACUACGUGCGCUACACGAUAGCUGGCGUCUUCACCGCCAUAUUUGUUAUCGGAACGUUAUGCCUUUGUGUUUGCUGCUGUAGAAAGCUAUGUCCCAAAACCGCCAGCUUAAAGUCAGUAGCAAAAUCAGACAUGAAAAGAAACCUGAUACUUACAAACACAAAUAAACCAAAAACUAUAAAGGUGCCACGUAAGAAGAUGAAACGAUCUAAAUAUGGAAACAAAGUGACCAUUGACGAUCCUAAGUUCCCUUUGGCAGGGCCGGGCAUCACCCCGGUGGCGCCACCGUUCCCUUUGGAUUUGAAAGAUAAAGUUGUUGGAGAGAAAUCUACAGACACUCCAAAAACUCUUCCGCCAAUUAAGGAGAAAAAAGUCAGGAAACCAAAGAAGGAUAAGGCUGAAAGAAUUCAGUCUGAUGGACUGAGUGAAGACUCGUCUGCUACCAUCUUAGAUCACGAUUCUCCUAUCGACUUUGCCACUAUACCCCCGCCCUUCGAAUAUAAAGCCCCCUUUGGUUGAUUCAAUUCCUUGUCCAGUCCAAAAAUGAGAAGUCCAGUUUGGGGUUGAACAAUAAUUUAUUAAAGCGUGAUUGUACAUAUAUUUUACAAAGUAACUUUCAAAGUCUACAAAUUCAAAUACCAGUCUGUCUGACUGACUCUAGCCGUUCUCAAUCUACUGUCCUUUACAAAAAACAUGAUUGAGAAUCAAAAUUUGUACAUGGCAAAGCUGUCAUUUUUGUUUACAUUGUGGAGAUAUAAAAUGUCAAUUUGGGAAAGUUUUAUACUGAUUUUAGACAUUAUAAUGAAUGUACUGAUAGGUGGAAGCAUGAUUGCAAGUUGUCAAUGUUAUAAUGUUACAUAUAUCUUUGAUAUAAGGUGGUAUGUUAACAUGUUAAUGAAUAAUAAAAAUUGUUCUUAUU
Magallana angulata is the source of this 2910-nucleotide messenger RNA. RefSeq names its product CUB and sushi domain-containing protein 2-like. The record is from RefSeq and is a predicted model, not a curated record. The transcript is spliced from 15 exons. Bases 321 to 2510 code for a protein of 729 amino acids. NCBI's taxonomy places the organism in Eukaryota, Metazoa, Mollusca, Bivalvia, Ostreida, Ostreidae.